AUGGUAACCAAAAAAUGCAAGAAGCGCCGAGAUAAGAAGAAAAUUAUAAUGGAGUCCUCGUUGAUGAAAGUAGACGAGGUUGUAGAAGAGAUAAUGAGAAUCCAUAGAUCCUUACCGGGCCGACCCGGAAUCGAUGAAGUUGAAGCAGCCAAAACGUUAAUCCGAAACGUGGAGAGGGAAGAUCAGUUGAGACUCGAAGCGGUUGCAAGGCAAAGCAAAGCCAAAGAUGUGCCAGAAGAAUUAUUCAAGGUGUUUCAAGAGAUUCAGAGGAUUUUGAUCCAUUUUCAAAGCGCGGAGCAAAAGGGGGAAGCUCUGAAACUGUUGGAUCUUGAAGGUGUCCACCUACUGUUCGAUGAUUCGAUUCAGAGAGCUUCCAAAUGCUUGCCUUCUAAACCAGGUUCGAAUAAUUCACAGUCGAAUGAUGUUUCCGAUAGUUCUUCGAGGGAUUCGAGCAGUUUAUCCUUGGCAACCUCGGCUUCCUUCUCCGGCAACAGUUCCAAUUCUCCAGCGAUGGAUACAACCACAUCAUCUUCCCUGUCUUAUAUUGAGAAGGAGAGAGUUAAGGCGUCAGAGUGGUUUAGCAAGGACGAUAGUUAUUUGAAGAAGACAAAGACUGAUUUUCAAGUUGAUGGAAUUGGUAUUGGAAUUCGAUCUGUGGGUGUUCUAACAGGGCCCCAGAUUGUUGAUUCCACUCUGAAGCCGGCUAUUACUUCGGGUCAAGACUCUGAUAAAAUGAGUUUAAUUAAGCUUGCUAGUUUGAUUGAAGUAUCAGCAAAGAAAGGAACUCGGGAGCUCAAUCUUCAAGCUAAAUUGGCUGAUCAAAUUGAAUGGAUUCCUGAUUCGAUAGGGAAGCUAUUUGGUUUGAUAAAUUUAGAUUUAUCACAGAAUCGAAUUCUGGUAUUACCUGACACCGUAGGACGACUUUCAUCGCUGGAAAUGUUGGAUUUACAUGGAAACAAAAUUGGCGAAUUGCCAGAAUCCAUUGGGGAUUUACUUAAUUUAGUCCGUCUUGACUUGAGUGGAAACCAAAUAAAAACAUUGCCUCCCACUAUUGGUAAGUUAAAUCGACUUCAAGAUCUUGAUUUAAGCUCUAACGGGAUCAAGGUCCUCCCAGAGACAAUUGGAUCACUCGUCAGUCUCGAGAAAUUGAAUGUUGAAACUAAUGAUAUUGAGGAAAUCCCUCAUACUAUUGGUCGAUGUACUUCACUGAAAGAGCUUCACGCAGACUAUAACCGGCUUAAAGCUCUACCUGAAGCAGUAGGAAAAAUUGGAUCCUUGGAAGUACUUACAGUGCGUUACAAUAACAUCAAACAAUUGCCCACCACAGUGGCAUCCUUAUCAAGCUUGAGGGAGCUUAAUGUUAGUUUCAACGAGCUCGAGUCAGUCCCAGAGAGUUUGUGCUUUGCUACAACGCUUGUAAAGAUGAAUAUAAGCAACAAUUUCGCGGACCUGCAAUCUCUGCCAAGGUCUAUUGGGAACCUUGAGAUGCUAGAGGAGUUGAAUAUGAGCAACAAUCAAAUAAGAUCCCUUCCGGACUCUUUCAGAAUGCUAACUCGACUUCAUGUGUUAAAUGUUGAGGGAAAUCCUCUGGCAGUGCCACUUAGAAAUAUCAUUGACAAUGGAGCACAGGCUGUUGUCCAAUACGUGGCCAAUCUUGUUGCUCAGAGGGAUGCGAAAUCACAACCAGUGAAGCAAAAGAAAUUUUGGGCUCGGAUAUGCUUCUUUUCAAGAUCUAAUAAACGCAAACGCAACGGCAUGGACUCUGCAAAAGCUUAA
Fraxinus pennsylvanica is the source of this 1776-nucleotide messenger RNA. The record is from the annotation of a GenBank genome assembly. NCBI's taxonomy places the organism in Eukaryota, Viridiplantae, Streptophyta, Magnoliopsida, Lamiales, Oleaceae.